AAGGUGUGAUAGGGUGACGAGUUUGACCAACAGAAAUGGAGAGAAGAGACCACAUCUUUUGUCUUUUUCUCAGUGGGAGACUCCAGUCUAGAACGUGUACAUCUAUGCUGGAGAAUGCCAACAACGCACACGACGACGUAUUCAAGAACGUCUCUGAACUGAGCCUGCAAGCUAACAAGCCAUCCAAGCUAGCUAGAUAUCCGAAGAUGGCGGCUUGUAGACGUGUUCCUCCCCUACUGCUCUUGAUGUCCAUCAUUUUGUAUGUGCAUACCGUCGGAGGAGAGAAAUUUCAGAGCAAUGGUAUCGUCAAACAUGCCGUUAAUGCAGAUAAUGCUCCAAAACAAGUUGGAGUUGCACCGGUUGCUGCAAACGCAGAGCCUGUUGACAAGAGUUCAGUAGUCGCGGCCUCGCCACUCCGAAAGCGCACGACCGGCUGGAAGCUGGCGGAGGAGCCAGUUUGUCGUGAUGACUUGACCAGACUUUGUCAAAAAAAUUCGUGGACCAACAACCUGGCCGUGCUUGAGUGCCUCCAGGAGAGGAAAGAGGAACCAGAGAUAGCUGCUGACUGCAGUCAUCUCCUUUGGAACUACAAGCUGAACCUGACGACUGACCCCAAGUUUGAGUCUGUGGCCGUCGAGGUGUGCAGGAGCACCAUUCCUGAGAUUAAGGAGUGUGCAGUGGAGGAGAGGGGGAAGGGCUUCCUGGUCUCCUGUCUUGUGGACCACCGCAGCAACAUCACAGAGUACCACUGCAACCAGUACAUCACCAAGAUGGCCACCAUCAUCUUCAGCAACUACCGUCUCAUCUGCGGUUUCAUGGACAAGUGUCGUGACGACAUCAACACCCUGCACUGUGGCAGCAUCAGCACUGGGGACAAGGACCUGCACUCCCAGGGCGAGGUGAUUGGCUGCUUGGAGAAGGCGCUGGUGCACGAGGCGGAGGAGCAGCCGGGAGCUCAUGCCAUCAGGGACGACUGUAAGAAGUCCAUCAUGCGCGUGGCCGAGCUCUCCUCUGACGACUUCCACCUGGACCGCUACCUGUACUUCUCCUGCCGCGAGGACCGCGAGCACUUCUGUGAAAACAUUCCAGCGGGGGAGGGCAGAGUGUACAAGUGUCUCUUCAACCACAAGUUUGAAGAGGCCAUGUCUGAACGGUGCAGGGAGGCCCUGACCACCAGGCAGAAGCUCAUCGCCCAGGACUACAAGGUGAGCUACUCGCUGGCCAAGGCCUGCAAGUCUGACCUGAGGAAGUACCGCUGCAGCAUGGACACCAACCUGCCCCGUGCUCGUGAGGCUCGCCUCUCCUACCUGCUGCUCUGCCUGGAGUCAGCUGUCCACAGAGGGCGGACGGUGAGCGGGGACUGCCAGGGGGAGAUGCUGGACUACAGGAGGAUGCUGAUGGAGGACUUCUCCCUGAGCCCUGAGAUCGUGCUGCAGUGUCGCGGGGAGAUCGAGGCUCACUGCUCCGGCCUGCACCGCAAGGGCCGCACCCUGCACUGCCUCAUGAAGGUGGGCCGAGGAAACACGGGCGCCAUCGACACCCUCUGCCAGAACGCCCUCCAGAACCUGAUCCAGGAGGCCGACCCAGGGGCUGACUACAGGAUUGACCGGGCCCUGAACGAGGCCUGUGAGUCGGUCAUCCAGACCGCCUGCAAACACAUCCGUAACGGAGACCCCAUGAUCCUGUCAUGUCUGAUGGAGCACCUGUACACUGACAAGAUGCUGGAGGACUGUGAACACAGGCUGCUGGAACUGCAGUACUUCAUCGCCAGAGACUGGAAGCUGGACCCGGUCCUGUAUAAGAAGUGCCAGGGGGACGCGUCUCGCCUGUGCCACACGCACGGCUGGAACGAGACCAGUGAGGUCAUGCCCCCGGGGGCCGUGUUCUCCUGCCUCUACCGCCACGCCUACCGCUCUGAGGAGCAGGGCCGACGGCUGUCCAGGGACUGCAAGGUGGAGGUUCAGCGUAUCCUCCACCAGAGGGCGCUGGACGUCAAGCUGGAUCCUGAGCUGCAGAGACGCUGCAUGACUGACCUGGGGAAGUGGUGCAGCGAGAAGACUGACGCUGGUCAGGAGCUGGACUGUCUGCAGGACCACCUGGAAGAGCUCGUCCCAGAGUGCCGAGACGUGGCAGGAAACCUGACUGAGCUGUGGUCUGAGGACAUCCAGAUGGAGACUCUGCUGAUGAGAGCGUGUGAUCCUGUGAUCCAGGCCCACUGUCACGAGGUGGCUGAUAACCAGAUAGACACAGGGGACCUGAUGGAGUGUCUGGUGCAGAAUAAACACCAGAAGGAGAUGAAUGAGAAGUGUGUCGUGGGCGUCACACACUUCCAACUGAUCCAGAUCAAGGACUUCCGCUUCUCCUACAAGUUCAAGAUGGCAUGCAAGGAGGAUGUGCUCAAACUGUGUCCCAACAUCAAGAAGAAGGUGGACGUGGUGGUGUGUCUCAGCACCACCGUGAGGAACGACACCCUGCAGGAAGCCCGGGAGCAGCGCGUGUCGGUCAGGUGUCGCAAGCAGCUGAGGGUGGAGGAGCUGGAGAUGUCAGAGGACAUCCGUCUGGAGCCAGAGCUUUAUGACUCGUGUAAGCAGGACAUCACCAGGCUGUGUCAGAACGUGGCCUUUGGAAACGCUCAGGUCAUCGAGUGUCUGAAGGAGAACAAGAAGCAGCUGAGCCAGCGCUGUCACCAUCGUGUGUUCAGACUGCAGGAGGUGGAGAUGCUUGACCCAGAGAUGGACUACCAGCUCAUGAGGGUCUGCAAGCAGAUGAUCAGGAGAUUCUGCACCGAGGCUGAUGCUAAAAACAUGCUGCAGUGUCUGAAGCAGAACAAGAACAGUGAACUGAUGGACCCCAAGUGUAAACAGAUGAUCACCAAGAGACAGAUCACCCAGAACACAGACUACAGGUUGAAUCCCGUCCUGAGGAAGUCCUGUAAGGCCGACAUCCCCAAAUUCUGCCAGAACGUCCUGAACAAGGCUGCCGGAGACAGUGAGCUGGAGGGCCAGGUCAUCUCCUGCCUCAAGCUCAAAUAUGCCGACCAGCGUCUGUCGCAGGACUGUGAGGACCAGAUCAGGGUGGUUCUCCAGGAGUCAGCUCUAGACUACAGACUAGAUCCUCAGCUCCAGAUCCACUGCACUGAGGAGAUCUCCCGUCUGUGUGCGGAGGAGGCAGCAGCACAGGAGCAGACAGGUCAGGUGGAGGAGUGUCUGAAGGUCAACCUGCUCAAGAUCAAACAGGAGGGCUGCAAAAAGGAGGUGUUAAACAUCCUGAAGGAGAGCAAGGCCGACAUCUUUGUGGACCCGGUCCUCCACACAGCCUGCGCCCUGGACAUCAAACACCACUGUGCUGCCAUCCCCCCUGGACGAGGACGACAGAUGUCCUGUCUGAUGGAGUCUCUCCAGGACAAACGUGUUCGUCUGCAGCCGGAGUGUAAGAAGAGACUGCAGGAUCGCAUGGACAUGUGGAGCUACGCAGCCAAGGUGGCCCCAGCAGAGGGGCUCUCUGACCUGGCCAUGCAGGUGAUGACCUCCCCCUCUAAGAACUACAUCCUGGCCAUGAUCGGCCUGGGGGUGAGCGUGCUGUUCCUGCUCGGCCUGCUCUGCGGACGCAUCACCAAGCGCGUCACACAGGAGCUCAAGGACAGGUAGAUGACUGGCCCGGGGGCCCUGGCCCCCCAGGUAGAGGACUGGACCCCGGGGGCCCCGGCCCCCCAAGAAGAUGAUCAGGAACAACCACCAAUAUGGAAAGGCUCUCUGUCCUUCCAGCUUCUCUCCCAUCUCCCUCUCUCCUCCCCCUUUUGAGCUCUUUCUAUCUUUGUGGUCUUCUUAACCUUCCCACACACGACUGGGAGGCAGAGGGAGACUUUGCAGGUUCUUGACUCAAAGCUUUGCAGUUGGAGGGCCGUGUUGGGACUGCGUCCACCCCCCCCCCCCACCCCCCCCCCCCCCCCCCCCCCCCCCCCCCCCCCCCAGGACCCCCAGCUCAGUCUCCCAGCACUGCUGUGACUGAGCCCCCCCCUCCUCGCCGUCCUGCAGGCUGACUGACCACAUACUCAGACCACGUCUGAGUCACCAUGAACGAUUGUUUACUCAUUGUGAAUAUUUGGACCUUGGAUUUGGAUAUUUGGAUUUUUUUUUGUGUGCAGUUUUUCUGUUGGACUGUUCUCACAUAGAUGCAAUCUUUAGUUUCCUGCUUGUCUGCUUGCAGUGGGGUCUCCUGUGGUGAAGGUGGCUUCUCGCAAAGGAUUAUGGGAGAAAGAAAAACAUCGACUAACAUCUUCUUCUUCUGAUCCAAGUUUUCCAAGACUUGGGGGUGUUUGUGUGUGUUUGUGCACGCUGGUAUUUGAUGUGUGAAUGGACAGUAUGAUUUUCUCCGUUCACUCCUCACGUCCUCUAGCGGGUGUGUGGUGUGUGAGUGCUUGUUGAUGUGGAUGAUCUGAUGAUCUGAUGAGCCCAGGGACUGCUGUGAGGCAGACUGAGCCUCACGUUCAGACAGGCUCUCACACUGGAAAAGGUGUUAUUAUAGUGGUCAUGUAUAAUAUCUAUACUGGUAGAACUAGCAGCGUAAACAUUUCAAUUGCCAUCUCCACAUUGCUUUGGCAAGGUUUGUUGUGGUAUCUCGCACCAUGACUGUGUUAGCAUGGGAGCGCUAUGGUGCCUCGCACCAUGACUGUGUUAGCAUGGGAGCGCUAUGGUGCCUCCCACCAUGACUGUGUUAGCAUGGGAGCGCUAUGGUGCCUCGCACCAUGACCGGGUUAGCAUGGGAGCGCUAUGGUGCCUCGCACCAUGACCGGGUUAGCAUGGGAGCGCUAUGGUGCCUCCCACCUUGACUGUGUUGGCAUGGGAGCGCUAUGGUGCCUCGCACCAUGACCGGGUUAGCAUGGGAGCGCUAUGGUGCCUCGCACCAUGACCGGGUUAGCAUGGGAGCGCUAUGGUGCCUCCCACCUUGACUGUGUUAGCAUGGGAGCUAAUUUAACAGGGGCUGUGGUAGGGAGCGUUAGCCAGGAGCUCAGGGCUGGGACAGCAGGCUCCCUAAGGGCUUGUUCGCUCCCCAGGGUCCACACCCUGCAGGUUCAGCUGUGUAGCGGAUCUUAGGCAAGACGAGGAGAGCAGAGUGUCACCAGGAGACUGAACACAGGUUGGGUUGAGGGGUCAAACUAUUGCAAAUAACAAAAAUAAAGAUACCAGAUGUGAACAUUUUGUUUUAAAAUGAUACUGGAACCAUUGCACAUUUUUUUUUAUUAUUUCUUUUUUUAUCUAAGAAUAUAUAUAUAUUGUUUGGUCAUAGCCUUAUUUAUUUGUUUACUAAUGGUCAAAGUUUGUAAGCCAUGUUGUUGAUGUGAAUGCUGCUCUUGUUGCCUUUACUUACUGCCUGCCAAGUUUCCUCAUUCCAGCUAGCUGAUCCGUCAGAUUCAGGAUCCAGGGUCUUCGGGGCGUUGGGCCAUCUGGGUCAGAUUCAGGAUCCAGGGUCUUCGGGGCGUUGGGCCAUCUGGGUCAGUUUCAGGAUCCAGGGUCUUCGGGGCGUUGGGCCAUCUGGGUCAGUUUCAGGAUCCAGGGUCUUCGGGGCGUUGGGCCAUCUGGGUCAGUUAGUGAAAUCUCAAAUACACAGCACCUGCCGAGUUGUCCUUUAGUCAAACAUGACUACAAUCCUGGAGAUGUAGGACAGCCAUUCUCUUACACGUCAAUGUCACUUUUGCAGAUUCUUCCUGUUUUGAGUUCUUAGUUAAAGGGGGGGAAGUAUGCUGUUAAAUGAUUUCCAAUGUCAGUUGCCAGUGUCAUUGUUUUGAUGUUGACUCGAUCACUUCCUUGCUUGUCAAAUGGACUCUGUAUGCUGUACUGUUUCAUGUUGAUCUCUCAAUGCGUGCCUACUCUUGACAAUCCCCGAGGGGCACCAAGUGUACACAUGUCUGCGCCUCUUCCCUCACCCUUUGAAACAUGAUUCUAAAACGAAACAAGCUGAAGGUGUGUGUAUGUAUGAGACCCUGGGAUAGCGCAAGACUUCCAGGACGAAGUUUGAAGAACAUGGUGUUUUCUACCAGCACUCUCGUGCUACAAAUUCAGCAUUAAAUAUCGUCAAGUCAUUCUAUAUAUCAGUACUUAACUGUUCCUUGGUCUGUGGGAAGCUUUCAUAAAGUCAAAAAGAAAACUGACCAUAACAAAGACUAUUACAUAUGAUUAAGAUUUAAAAAAUGUGUUUUUGUAAUUGUGUACAAAUGUAUGGAGGUCUUUUGCUUUUCAUCUUUGUUUAUGCCAUAUAACGGCCCAUCGGUGCAUAUUACUAGUUUGGAUUUUGUUACAAUUUAUUUUCUUUUUGUUUUGGUUAGUUCUGUGCAGAUGACAUUGGACAGUUUGUUAAUAGUAAAAUCUGCAGUUUUUUACUGUA
Molecule: messenger RNA, 6381 nt
Organism: Hypomesus transpacificus
Lineage: Eukaryota; Metazoa; Chordata; Actinopteri; Osmeriformes; Osmeridae
Product: Golgi apparatus protein 1-like
Exons: 26
Coding region: 36-3647 (1203 amino acids)
Cellular component (GO): Golgi membrane
Molecular function (GO): fibroblast growth factor binding
Source: RefSeq, a predicted model, not a curated record